AUGUCCCUCCUCCAUCCUGCUAAACGUCUCCGGCUCUCUUACCUCCCAUCCGCUCCCCGUCGUCGCCGUCAUGCCUCCGCCGCCUUCUCGACAAAACCCUCACCCCAAAAGCAACGAACAUGGCUGAGAGUUACAAUAGUCACAGUGGUAGCCGCUGCCAUUGGCGCCUACACUCGAUAUGAAGCGGACUCAGGCACCGCAACCCUAAACCCAUACACUUUCACACAAUAUGAGCUGGUCUCCAAAAUCCCCGUCUCCUCCAGCAGCAGCAUCUUCACCCUGCGCCCAGUGAAGUUGGGGGAUAAUGACACGGUAUGCAAAGAGGCCUGGCGGAGGGGUCUAUGGAGUGUCCAGUUCAAGCAGCCACAGCUACAGAUUGGAAGGGAUUAUACUCCUUUGCCUCCGCUUUCUCUUCCUCGGGCGGGGGAGGAAGGGGAAGGGCCAGGCCGCGGAGGAGGAGGAGGAGGAGGUACAGGUUACGAUGCCCUACGGUUUUUGAUCCGGAAAGAUCCCUAUGGAGAGGUAUCUGGAUACCUGCACGGGCUGCCGGUGGGUGCGAAGCUGGAUCUCCGUGGCCCCCGAUUGGAUUAUAUCUUGCCCGCUGAUGUGCAGGAGAUCCUGUUCAUUGCUGGUGGGACGGGGAUUGCGCCGGGUCUUCAGGCUGUACACGCGUUGUUCAGAAACAACGACGGAUCGGACUUGAAGAAGAAGAAGAAAAUGCAUAUACUGUGGGCUAAUCGGCGGAGGGACGAUUGCCUUGGAGGCGUCAGUGACAGUUCUUCCCGGCGGCCGACCACUGGUUCAUCGUCCUGGUGGAAAUGGGUUUUCCGCACGGGUAAUGGCCCUCCUGAAAAGGGGCAAAUUCAGCGGAACGACAUUGAGAAGAGCCUUACGGUCCAGUAUCUCGAAGAGCUAAAGGCUCAAUAUCCAGGCAUGCUUACGGUUGACUACUUUGUGGACGAGGAAGGGACUCUCAUUGGAAAGGAUGCAAUAUUGGGGUUUACGGAGCCUGAAAGAGCAACAAGGAGUCCUGGUGGUGGGACGAAAUUGAUUCUCAUCUCUGGGCCGGACGGAUUUAUAAGUUACCUUGCCGGCCCUAAGAUGUGGAGUGGAGGCAAAGAAAUCCAAGGCCCGCUCCAAGGUCUUAUACGUCAACUGGAUUUAAAGGAUUGGUCGGUCCGGAAGCUUUGA
Messenger RNA from Histoplasma capsulatum G186AR, 1191 nucleotides. Its product is annotated as oxidoreductase. The transcript has a single exon. NCBI's taxonomy places the organism in Eukaryota, Fungi, Ascomycota, Eurotiomycetes, Onygenales, Ajellomycetaceae. The record is from RefSeq and is a predicted model, not a curated record. The coding region runs from base 1 to 1191 and encodes 396 amino acids. Gene Ontology annotation, molecular function: oxidoreductase activity.